AUGAACCGAAUUGCAGUCUUCUCCUCGACAAUCCUACUGAUUCUGGCGUCACGAGUUGAGUCCUUUUCUCCAGCCAAUCCAUUGUCGAAGAAUGUUGAUUCCCGUCACAUAAUUCAUCAAGCCAAGGCUCCGGUCUUUGAUGAAGUCUGCGAUGUGACAGGAAUCACUCUGAAACGAUUCAUGUCCGAAGUCGUCUUGCUGAAUCCAGAACUCGGCGAAUUGGGAACUCUAUUUGGAGCCAUUGAUACUGCUUGCAAGGCUAUUUCAAAUUUGGUUAAACGAUCGCAGUUACCUAGUUCCGAGACUUUGGGAUACCAAGGAGAAGUUAAUAUUCAAGGAGAAGAUCAAAAGAAGUUGGAUGUGAUUACAAACGAUUUGCUAAAGAGAGCGCUAAGAUUUACAGGGCGAUUAGGUGUGCUGGCUUCUGAAGAAGAAGACGAGCCAUUGGAUUUGAUCAGUUCUCUGCCGAACGAAGCCAUCUUUUCCGACACAGAAAAGUAUGUUUGUGUCUUUGAUCCAUUGGAUGGGUCUUCCAACGUCGAUGCGGGGAUUCCUACUGGAACCAUCAUUGGUAUUUAUGAACACGACGAAACUUGUGCCAUUGAUUUCGACGAUUGUACAGACGAUGAAUGCUCCGAGCAAGAAGCUCAGUGCCUUGCCAACACAUUACAGGCCGGUAACAAUCUGGUGGCUGCCGCCUACUGCCUAUAUUCUUCUUCUACCUUUUUGGUAUUGACGCUCGGGGCGGGGACAUAUGGGUUUACUUUGGAUGAGAACUUGGGAGAGUUUAUAUUGAGUCACCCUGCUAUGAAGAUUCCUGAAACCUCGUCCAUCAUUUCCAUGAACGAGGCCAAUACCUUCAUGUGGGACCAGCCAUUGCAAGAUACAGUCAUGAAAUGGAAAAGGGGAGAAGGCAAAUCGGGCAACUCCUUUUCGAGUCGAUAUAUAGGCUCCAUGGUCGGUGACGUCCACAGAACGUUGCUCUAUGGGGGCAUCUUUGGAUAUCCAAGUGAUACCAAGAAUCCAAAUGGGAAAUUGCGACUCUUAUACGAAGGUGCUCCCAUGUCCUUCAUUGUGGAACAAGCUGGUGGAUUGGCAACUACUGGUAAGCAACGAGUGAUGGAAAUCACGCCCGACUAUGUCCAUCAACGAGUACCAAUCAUUUUGGGGUCAAAGAAUGAUGUACAAGAAGUGAUUGAUGCUUAUGAGAACGCAUCUGCGUCUGCUGUAGCGUAA
This is a messenger RNA of Cylindrotheca closterium, 1236 nucleotides long. The record is from the annotation of a GenBank genome assembly. NCBI's taxonomy places the organism in Eukaryota, Bacillariophyta, Bacillariophyceae, Bacillariales, Bacillariaceae.